Caenorhabditis briggsae is the source of this 2586-nucleotide messenger RNA. Lineage: Eukaryota; Metazoa; Nematoda; Chromadorea; Rhabditida; Rhabditidae. Gene Ontology annotation, molecular function: non-membrane spanning protein tyrosine kinase activity; signaling receptor binding; ATP binding. Gene Ontology annotation, cellular component: extrinsic component of cytoplasmic side of plasma membrane. Gene Ontology annotation, biological process: cell differentiation; protein phosphorylation; innate immune response. The coding region runs from base 1 to 2586 and encodes 861 amino acids. The record is from RefSeq and is a predicted model, not a curated record. The transcript has 9 exons.
AUGAAGAAACCAUCAAAACGAGGAAAGAAUAAAAAACCACAUGGGAAAGGUAGAAAACCUUCGAAACAUGAUCCAAGGAAUCCACGGAGUCCUGCAUCAAAUGAGCGACCGAGUGGAAGAUCGAGAUCAUCCGAGAAACCGUCGAGUGAAAUUCCUGGAUUAGCACAACCAGCACAAACUAAACGAAGACGUCAUCGUCGUGACUGGAAGUGGAAAAUCACCAAAAAAGAGAAGCAGAGAGGAUAUAGAAAACAAAAUUGGUUCUGGGGUUACGUGUCACAGACGGAAGCUGAGGAGUACCUGCAAGAUGCCGUUGAAGGUGAAUUUAUUGUUCGUUGUAUGCUUUACCAAGAAGCCACAAAAACUAUCCUUACUGUAGUCUAUUUUGUGGAUAAAACACGAAAGUUUGAACACUUUUCUACGAAUUUCCGACGUAACAAGUGGAUAUUGGAAAGUUUUCCAUCAGCUCACAGAACUCUGAUGGAUCUGGUUGCUCACUAUCAUCAGAACUUCAUCGGAAUGACUCAAUUGAAACUGAAAGUUCCUAGAAAGCAUCCGGAUUGGUUCAUCAAACGACACAAAAUCAUCUGUCCAAAACAUGCGAUUCGACUCGGAGGUGGAAAUUUCGGUGAUGUGGUAAUUGGAGCUUAUCGACGACGUUUAGUGGCUGUCAAAACUCUUCAUGCGGAUGGUGAUCGUUUUCUAGUGGAAAGAGACAACUUGAUGAAAGAAGCUUCUAUAAUGAAAAAGUUGGAACAUCCUUACAUCACAAAGAUCAUUGGGGUAUCUAUUGAUGAGCCUUCGCCAAUGCUACUUGUAGAGAUCAUGGCAUGUGAUUUGACAAGUCACAUUGUGGAUCGGGGUGAAAAAACCACUCUUGGUGAGAAGCUUCUUUAUUGUUGGCAAAUCGCUUCGGGAAUGGACUUUAUGACUCAAAGAGAAAUGGUUCAUCGGGAUAUUGCUUCCAGAAAUGCGUUGUUCAGCCGAUAUGGAAUCUUGAAGCUGGCCGAUUUCGGACUAUCAGAAUUUAUUGUCAACUUGACGGCAGUGAACAUUGGAAGAGAUCACUUACCGGUAAGGUGGUAUGCUCCUGAAGCCAUACAAACGACAACAAGACCUGCAACGUUCAAUGAGAAAAGUGAAGUAUGGAGUUAUGGAGUCACUUGCAACGAGAUAUUUAAAAAUGGAGCCGCUCCAAUCUUCUUGAAAGAUCAUCAUGAAAAAGCGGGAAAAAAGGAAUGUCAAGUUAUCGCAGCCUACAAAGACGGUGAUGAUCUUCAUGUGUUACCAAAAACGUUGCCUGCUGACGUUCAAACAUUUUUCAAACGACUUUGGUUGAGAAAUCCUGCGGAUCGUCCAAACUUCAAAGAAAUUCUAGCGACGCUGGACCAAUGGAUUAAAGUCACUUACCCUCCACCGCCAAUCGAAAUGCAGAUGGUGCAAAAGAUCAACCAUUGUACUCCAAUAACAAUUGCAGAGUACGAGUUAUUGUAUAAAAAUAACUGGGAUUGGUGCCCUCCUGCCAGAAAAGUGAGAAUUAAGAAAAAUAAGAAUCGGGAAAAGACGGGUAGUAUAAGAAGUAAAGGAGAACCGAAGAAAAAAACAGAUGAAGAGGUUUUGAAGAAGCUGAAAAAGAAAUUGGUCAAACGACGAAAAAUGAUCAGAUUGAGGGAAAAGUUGAAAUGGUGGAGAGAAAAGCGUCGUGAGGAAAAAAGAAAAACCAAGGAACUGAUUUCUUUCCAACGGAAGUACUUGAGUACCAAAGUUAGACGAACCAUUGGAUACAAGAAGACUCGUGACAAAUACGAGAAAAUGGUUGAGCUGUAUGCAAAACUGAUGAAGAUCAGAUGGAGGAAAAGAAGACCUAAUCGUCAAUCAAGGUUCCGUUUAAGAAGACAUCGGCUGAUCAAUAAGAAGUCAAAACAUCCAGUGUCUCGAAAUAGGAAAACCAAAGUUGUAGCCAAGAAAAAAGAUGAGAAAAAGAGAGUUCGAGUCAAGUAUGUGGUACCGACGAUUCCGAAAACACGAAAAUUUGUGUCGAAAAAAAGAAAGAAGUCAGUUUCUGGAGCCUCAAAAGAUGUGGUAGUUACUCCGAAGAAAGGUACUCCAAUCAAGCCAGAACCAGGAACAAUGGACAUAUUGAAAGAGAAAAGGUUGAGAAAUAUCCGAAGAAAGAGAAGGCAUCAGUUGAGAAAGUGGAACAAGAGGAAGCAUCGGAAGAAGAGACGUGUGAAGAGAAGACAACGAAGACGUCAGAAGCUCAGAAGACGUUACCGAAGGAAGAAGAUGGCGGUGAGAAGACUCGCAUUGAAUGUGGAUCAGAAGGAAAGAAUGAGAGUGUUGAAGAAGAGAAGACGUCGCAAGAGAGCUGUGGAAAAUCGGUUGAAACGUGAGGCGAGAAUUGGUAAAAUCCUCCGAGAAUGGAGAGAUUUGAGAAGACUUGUGGCGAUAAGAAAAAAGAAACGAGAAAGAAAAAGGAAAGCUAUACAGUUAGAGAAGAAUGAAAAGAAGGCUGGAAAGCAGGUACCACAGGAGAAGGCAGCUAGAUCUGGAAGAAAGAGAUCUGGACGUAAACAGCGAACUUAA